UUUGGGAACCAUUUGAUCAGGGUAUUUAUAGUAUCUUCAAAAAUAGAUUCACUACAAUACUGUGCCGGGGAUAUAUUUGUAACACAUUUCUUAUUGAAUACUAAAACAGUAUUAAGUGUUAACAUCAAAUAUGGCAAUGUAUAAUGAAAUCAUUUCUAAACAUUUAGAAAUUAUUAGUCAUUGUGCAUUUUGUGGCAAUAGUGCUAGUAAUAAAUGUGCAGCAUGUUCAUUGGUUGUGUAUUGUUCAAAGGAACAUCAAAAAGCUCAUUGGAAACAACAUAAAAAUGAAUGUGUAUCUUAUGAGUUACAAAUAGAUUCUAACGUAGGUCGUCAUCUGGUAGCUAAACGUACUAUUAAUCUAUCCGAAAUUAUAAUUCAAGAAGAACCAUUAGUUAUAGGUCCUAAGUUUCCAACUUCAGAACCAAUAUGCAUUAAAUGUUUACAACGUUUGAAAAGAUCAGAGUCUAUAGUUGAAUCUUUGUGUGAAAAGUGUUUAUGGCCCAUUUGUGGUGCAGGAUGUGUAACAUCGAUCAAUCAAAAUAUUCAUGAAGAUGAAUGUACAGUAUUAGUGAAAGGAUCUGAAAAAAUCGCUAAAAAUAAUGAUUAUAUGUAUGAUGCUUUAACCCCUUUAAAAUGCCUAUUAUUGAAAUUCACGGAUAAAAACAAAUGGAAUCGUCUAAUGGAAUUAAAGUCUCACAUGGAAUAUAGAGGCCCAGAAUCAGAAGUAUACGAGGAGAUUAAUUCAGUGUAUAAUUAUUUAAGAAAUAAUUACUUGAGUGGAGAAGAAUUUGAAACAUCAUCAGACAUUAUACACAAAAUAUGUGGUAUUUUAGAUGUAAAUGCUUUAGAUGUUCAAGUAGCCGGAUUGGAGUUAACCGCUAUAUAUCCUACAGUAAGCAAACUAGAACACAACUGUUUACCAAAUACUGGUAUAUUAUUUGAUAAAUGUGGACGUAUUUAUGUUCAUGCUUCUCGUAAAAUUACUAAAGGUGAACAUAUAACUACUAUGUACACUAAUGCAUUAUGGGGAACCCGAGAAAGAAGAGCUCAUCUUUUGUCAACAAAAUAUUUUAAAUGUAAAUGUAAAAGAUGUUCUGAUGCUACCGAACUGGGUACUAAUUUUAGUACUAUUGUGUGUAAUGUAAAAGGUUUUUGUAAAGGAAAUCUUACGCCGAUACAUCCUUUAGAUGAUUCCAGUCAAUGGGAUUGUGAUAGAUGUCCAAACACUGUUUCAUCAGAUAAAAUUGAUGCAAUUUUAACUGAGUUAAAUUACAUUGUUGAUAAAGCUCUCCAAAAUCCAAGUAUAAAUUCACUAGAAGAUGCUUUUUCAAAACUGAAAACACGUAUUCAUUCAAACCAUUACUUAUGUUUUAAUAUAAAACAUACAUUAAUACAGCUGUACGGUCAUUCAAUGGGUUACAAACAUUCAAUGCUAACUGACGAUUUAUUGAAAAGAAAAUCCGAACUAUGCAGAGACAUGUUUUUUAUACUAAACAUCAUUGAUCCAUUAUAUAUACGAUUGAACAUUUAUAAUUCAGUGAUAUUAUACGAACUUCAUUUGGCAUUGUUGGAAUCAGCUGCGAGAAUAUCAGAAAAUAAAGCUGAAAGUAAAGGAAUGCAUGACGAAGCUAAAGUAUUAUUAUCUAAAUCAUUAGAUAUACUUAAAAACGAACCAGAAGGAUCUCCAGGUUUUAAGUUACUACAAGCUUACAAACCUAGUAUCAAUACUCUUAAGUAGUAUAAAAUUCAAAAUAAAUUAUACUGAUUAUCUUAUAUUUAAAUAGAACUAUAAAUAAAUUGUAGUAACAAAGUUAACUAAUUAUAGUCAUUAGGAUCAUUAGGAAAGAAAAUCUUGGCGGAACGGUCAUGAAUGUUUGGUUAUAAUUUUAUUUUUACAUAAUAAUGAUGAUUUAGUAAAAAAUAUAAUUUAAUCAAAUUAUUAAACUAUCAAGUAACUAACUGUAGUCAAAGUUAGAAAUCCUAAAACUUAGUGGGCCGAUACCUUGUCUAUCCGUCACUGGUUAUAAUAAUUAUAGUUGAGACUUAAGUAUUAUUGCUUACUAGUUUUUAGUUAUUUUAUAAUAUUUGUUAUUAUUAUAUACAUGCGGUAUACACUAUAGGUACGUCACAUAUGAUAAUUUUUUGUUAGAUUUGGAAUUAAUUUUUAUCAUAUUGAGGUGUUAAUAAAAAUAUAUUAACAGCAAUAAUUAUUGUAUAUUUUCAAUUUUGUUUAAUUAUUCCACAAAUUAGGUACCUAAUACAUAUAAGAGUAUAAGAUAGGUAAUAUAAUAAUUAUAUAUUAUAUACCUGUUAAACUUCUAAACUAAACUACAAACCAAAAAUGAUAAGAAUUUUAAAUAAGUGAAGUAUACCAAUCUGAGCCCUCCCCCUCUCAAGGGUGUUAAAUAAUUUUUUUAUAGAAAACGUCCCUUUAUUGAGAUUUUAGAAUUAAUAUAGGUAAGUACUACCAUUUAUUAUAAAUACUAGUACUACGAAUGCACAAUAAACCAUAUUUACCCUAUGAGAACGCCUGCAGUGUACUUAAUAUCUACUUCUCUGGAUACUAAAAAAAAAGAUGUCGAGCUUAAAAUUUAUUUUUAUGAGUCUUUUUAUUACAAUAAACCAAUAACACAUCUACGACUUUUCUCGGUUUCUGCAGGCGAGCUAGUAAUAACGUACCAACUAGUUGAUAUUUAUGGCUUCUCGAAAAUAAAUGAUUUUAUACCUGUAAAAAUCCAAGAAUCCAAUAAUCCUCCCCCCCCCUACCAACAUCGACACAAUUUUAUCUGCAAUCUGCAUAUAUACCUAAAUACCUUCAACGUGACCCAGAGCUAUUCAAACUUUUUAUUCCGUGGGUCCUUCGUGUCUUCGCAAUAUUUUGACAAUUGCCAAAUUGUUAAUGGCAAAUAAAAUAAUGGUUAUAUAUUAUUGUAAUAUAUGUAUGCAAAUGUAUUUGUUAUUUAUUUGAUAAUAUUUAUAUAUUUAUAUAGGGUGUAUCCUAUGUCAUUGUAAGCGGGGGUUUUUAACAAUUAUGGAUCGAUGACAUAGAAUUUCGUUAAAACGAAAAAAAGAUGUGUUAAUUUUUUAUAACAAUUUCAAAAUUUUUAAACACGCAGGUGUAUCAAUAGCAAAAUCAACUUUAUUUUUCAAAUGGUAAAUUAUGCAUUAAUACUUUUAAAUGAAAUAAUUGAUAUAGGUUUAAUUUACAAGAGCUAAAUAAUUUUUUCUUAUAACUUGAAAUUUGAACCAUAAGUUCCCUAUAUUGGUAGGUAUUGCAUGCAAAGUAUGAAUUUAGCUGUUGAAAUUCUUUAAGAAUUAUUUAAUAAUCAUUAUUUAAAAUAAACUAUUUCCAAGAUAUUUAGAUAAACAGUCAAUCUGAAUAUAGGUUUGUACCUAACUUAGGCAUACUUUUAAUCUGAGUUAAUUACAGAUUUCCAAUAUUAUUAUAACAAGAAUUAAAUACCAUUAGUCAUUAUUAGCUAUUACUGUGAUAUAAUGUAUUAUUAUUAUUAUUAUUUUGUUCAAGGUGGUACAAUUGUACCUAACCUCACACUCAUGUUUUUCCCGUUCAUGUAUAUGCUCAGUUGUAGUUGUCGACUGUCGUAACUCGUAAUGCCGACACAGUCGUUAUAAAUUAUGAUACAGUCUUCGUUAUUUUGUAAGAAACAUAUUUUAUAAUAAAGUAUUGUUUGACCUUAUAUAAUUAAAUAAAGUCCAUGAUUUAAACUGUGUGCUUUAAAUUAAAUACAUCUUGAACCACUAAUUAAAACAAUUACCUUAGUCCUUAGCCACCUAAUAAAGAAUCCAAAUUAAUGCUAUUGUAAGAAAAGUAUGAUAGGAAAAGUACGAAAUAAAAUGUAAAUGUCCAAAACUAAAAAAUAAGAAGGGAUAUGAAUUUCAACUCCUAAAUUCAUACUUUGCAUGCGAUACCUACCAAUAUAGAGAACCUAUAUGGUUCUGUCAAAUUUCAAGUUUAUCCCAUUACAAAAAAAGCACCACAAAAAAUUGCACUUUUUUCAUUACACAUUUUUUUUUAACCCCCAUACAUACCUGAAACAUUAAUGUCAAUAAUCAAAUACCAUUUACCAAUUUACCAUUGUUACUUUAGCCACCUAAUAAAGAAUCCAAAUUUAUGAUAUUGUUAGAAAAGUAACUGUAAAGUAGUUAAUUACGAUUACCUAUAACAACAAAUUAAAAUAAUAAUACUGAUUUUGAUGAUUGUAUGUUAAAAUAAAAAUAAUGAACUAUGUUUGCCAACAAUUUUGUUUGUGUUUUUUUUUUUGAGAAAGAGUGUCAUUAGAUUACCGAUUAAACUACUUAAGUAUAUAAAAAGGUAGUUAUAAGAAGACAUUAUUUUUUUUUUUUUCAUUUUUGAACCGACGACGCCGCGGGAACUGCUUUCGCAAUACUUCCGCGGAAAGAAAACAUUAUUU
Molecule: messenger RNA, 4433 nt
Organism: Metopolophium dirhodum (rose-grain aphid)
Lineage: Eukaryota; Metazoa; Arthropoda; Insecta; Hemiptera; Aphididae
Product: SET domain-containing protein SmydA-8-like
Exons: 7
Coding region: 131-1738 (535 amino acids)
Molecular function (GO): protein binding
Source: RefSeq, a predicted model, not a curated record